This is a messenger RNA of Acanthoscelides obtectus, 2626 nucleotides long. The record is from the annotation of a GenBank genome assembly. Lineage: Eukaryota; Metazoa; Arthropoda; Insecta; Coleoptera; Chrysomelidae.
AUAAAAUCAAUGGAUAGUACUGAAGAGCGACUUCUCAGGGUGAUUAACUGUGACAUAAUGAUACUAAGGUUGUUGAAUCAUUGAGUUUUAUAUAAAAAUUCUAAACAGAAAUGUCCGCAAUUGAACUGAUCAAAUGUUUGGUAAGGUUGAUGAUUAUAAAGUAUUUUCACGCCAGUACCAAGGUAUCGAAUUAGCUCAAGAGGAGGUUUUAAAUUUCCAAAACUAUCAAAAUAAUUAACUACUUUACCUAUCUUCCUGUAUGCUACCCAAUGUCCCAUAUGAAUAAAAGUGAGCAUAUGCUUAUACUUGCGAAAUUAAAAGUAAAUGCUUCAAGGGAUAUGAAUAAAAUUAUAAGUAAAUGCUUUUGCUUAUAAGUAAAGGCGGACACCCACUACUCGUGUAUUUGGCAAGUACGCCAAUAUUUGCGUACUUGCCAAGUACACCAAGGUUCGAAUUCAAUUUACAAAUAGGGCGCUCCCACUACUCCUGUAUUUGGCAAGUACGCCAAUAUUUGUGUAUUUGGCAAUUACAGCAGGUUUCGUUGCCUCUCGGUCUUCAGUGUUUGUUUUCUUUCCAUCAUGGAUAGUCGCGUAGUCGCUUCAGCAGCGUUUGUGGUAUUGAGUGGCUGCAUGAGAAGAAUUAAAGCUCAUCAAGUUCAGAAAGCAAAAGGAAAAAGAAGAUGGUGGAUGACUUCUUUGAGCAGAAGUCGAGAGAGGUAAGUUAAUACCUCUAUCUGUCCUGAUCUACCAAAAGCAAAUACCAUGCCGUUAUAUUCUCAAGAUUGAUACACUGGUCAAAAUUAUUUUUUUGCAGGUACAAUGUCUCCAUUAUGAUAGAGGACCUGAUUCGAGAACCGUCAGGAAGGUUGGAGAAUUUCCUGCGAAUGUCCUACACCGACUUCGAAUUUCUACUGAAUGAGGUGGGACAUAUGAUAGGGAAAAAAGAUACUCAGCUGAGGAAGGCAAUUUCAGUUAAGGAAAGGUUCUGCGUUGCUCUCAGAUUCUUCGCUAGUGGUGACAGUUUCGUGAGUUUGUCAUACCUCUUCAAAUUUUUACCACAAACUGUAUCCCGGUGCGUUUUCGACGUUUGUGAUGCAUUGAUUAGCGUUCUCAACCAUCAAAUAAAAAUGCCGAGAAGUUCAAAUGAAUGGAAAAAAAUUGCAAUUGAAUUCGAGAAUAGGUGGAAUUUCCCUCAUUGCUUGGGAGCUAUAGACGGGAAGCAUAUACUGAUUCAGAGCCCAAUGAAUAGUGGAUCAGAUUUUUUUAAUUACAAACACACUUUCAGUGUUGUUAUGAUGGCACUUGUGGACGCCAAUUACAUGUUCACAUAUGUGGAUGUUGGAUGCCAAGGCCGUAUAAGUGACGGAGGUGUAUUCCGCAAUACCGUUUUGGGCAGAAAACUCGAAGAAAAUAGACUGAUGUUACCCAACGAUGAAACUCUACCCAAUCAUACUCAAACUACUUUUCCUUACGUUUUCGUCGCAGAUGAUGCUUUCGCUUUGGGACCCCAUUUAUUAAAACCAUUCCAAGGAGUCUACGAAGCAGGCAGCGAUGAAAGAGUCUUCAAUUACCGGUUGUCUCGUGCUCGGCGCAUUGUUGAGAACGCAUUCGGAAUACUAGCGUCGGUCUUCCGGGUGUUUAGAGCACCUAUGCUACUACAACCCGACAAAGUCAGCAAAGUAGCAAUGACUUGUGCACUGCUUCACAAUUUUUUACGGAGCAGUAAAGACUCUUCUGCUACCUAUGCACCGCCAGGCGCUAUCGAUACGGAGCAAGACGGCACAAUUAUUCCCGGCACAUGGCGAAGCGAUGUACAAAAUAUGACAUCUUUCCUACCCCUCAAAAAAAUACCAAGAAAAGCUGGUCGUGAGGCUCAGGAAAUAAGGAAAUUAUUUUGUGGCUAUUUCAAAACUACUGGAAAGGUUCACUGGCAGGACCGUUACUGUUAAAUAUUCAUUGUACCGUUCCAAUAUCUUAAAAUAAAACAAUCUUUCACUCACCUCUGAAUUAUAUGUAUUCCUUGCGACUGAAACCCCAUGCAGAAAGCUCUCGAUUUUCUCGAAUGCAAACCAAGUUGGUUUAUAAACGUCCUUGCUGCCGGUCCCUGUUUUUGAUGAUGCCUUAACUUUCCUCCACAAUGGUCGAAAUGACGCCAUCAAUGACUCUUUCUUCUUUUUCAAAUCGGCAACCGUACAUUCGAUCGAUAUUUUAUUUUUGAUGCGUAGCCAGGCAUCGUUAAUCAAGUUUCUGUUUUUAUGUUGUGGAUGCGUAGGUUGCCAUAUAACUGGCUCAUUUUCAUACAGAUCGAGAAAUUCAAAAAUGACUUCUUGUGACCACUCCAUUUCGAAAAACCUCUAGGGGAACACGCACCACGCACACGCGACAGAAGCCAAACACAGACUCAACUGUAGAAAUUAAUUGCGGCCAAGCCGGCAAGUAGUGGGAGCGCAUCGACAAGUAUAAACUUGUCAAAUACGCAAAUAAUUGAAAAUGCUUUGACUCGCGGUAUUUUUACCGACAACCUGCGGGACUUCUCCAGCUGCAAAUAAUUGUACAAGUAAUGGCCGAGUGAACCACUCCCACUACAUGGCAAAUAUAGGCAAGUGACAAAUAUUUGCCAAAUACAC